ACUUUCUGGCUAUAAACAAUCAAUUGACUUUGCAUUGUAUUAUACACAUACAAAUCACGUAUGCAAUGUGUUAGUUAAAACAUAAUGUGCGUUUCACCGAUUAUUUUGCCAACUUUGUCACAUUUACAUCUUGCCGCAGCCCGCAUGACAUUAGUUGACCAACACUAAUGUGACAUUUUACUUUAUUCGUUACCUGGCAACAACCAGGCCAAAUCUGACAAACGCUAAAUUGAACUGAGGUUAGUUAACAUUUGUUAAGAUACUCGAUUAUUCCUCUACAAUUACUCUAAACGACUUUGUAAAUGUGUCAAAAGACACACUAUGGCUGGGGCAAACGCAAAGCCUGCUCUAAAUGAGUGCGAUCCAAAACACUGCCUGCCACAAAUAUAUAAGGCCUUAUUGACCCAAUGACCCUAUACAGUUCCUGAAAAACACUCACGGCCUUCCAGGGACAUGGCAGUCUUCAGGAUGUUGACUGGCACAAAUUUGUCGCUGAUGCAGAACAGCUCCCAGCAACAACCACUCUGAGCGACAGGACUUCGGACUGUGCCUAUAUGGAGCCAAAUGACAUCAUGAUGUCCCUUUGCCUCUUCGAAAAGGCCUACUGCUGUUACAGGAACAAUUUAACAAGCUCAUGCUUCAGGAAGUGGAAGAGGUUCGCUGCCCAGAGUAAGAGAGAUAUUGCAGAGCUGGCUUUGAAGAUGGACCUGGAAAAGAAGCGUCAUGAAAGAAACUGCCAGCUGGUUGCACUUGCUAAAUGGUUAAACUGGGUAAAAUUGCACAAGAAGACACAGGCCGUUGCCUCGGAAAAACUUGAGAGUCUUGUCAACGCUGGUCGUCUUAAGCGCAUCAUAGCUGCAUGGCGUAAUGUUUUAAAGGACUCAAAGAGGACAAAAGAGUACUAUAAGAGGUUGCAAAUGGGAUUUAUAGAAAUUGGCAACAGAGUCAACCAGACCGAGGAAGGAUCUGACAUACUCUCCAUGCUCCCUAGCAACCUCUCACUGAAGAUCUUUCGAUAUUUAGAGUUGCGAGACUGGCUAAAUUGUGCUGAGGUGUGUUCCACAUGGAAAGCUUUCAUCCAGUCAGGCACAUUGUGGAGUCAGAUCAACUUCUCUGUGGAGAAGGACUGGAUAACAGAGGGUAAGAUGAAGCAGAUUCUGCAGAACUACCGUCCAUUUGUGAUCCAUCUCAACCUGCGUGGCUGCACAACUCUAAAGGGGCCAAGCCUGAAAUGCAUCAGUGAAUGCAGAAACGUCCAAGACCUCAAUUUGUCAGAGUGUUUUAAUGUUACCGAUGUGAUGGUUCAGAGAAUUGUCGAGGGCUGUCCCUGUCUGCUCUACUUGAACCUUUCUUGCACAUUAAUAACAAACAAAACUCUAAGAGAACUGUCCAGGAACUGUCUAAACCUUCAAUACCUGAGCCUGGCCUACUGCUACAGAUUCACAGAUGAAGGGUUUCUGUACCUGGCCACAGAGAAGGGCUGCCACAAUCUCAUCCACCUCAACCUGUCCGGCUGCACUCAGAUGACUGUAAAUGGGUUCAGAUACAUUUCUGCCGGAUGCCCUUCACUCAAAGAGAUUGUUGUCAAUGACAUGCCCACUCUGUCAGAUAGCUGUGUAUUGGCUCUCACUUCGAGAUGUCACUGUCUAUCGGCCAUUUCGCUGCUGGAUGCUCCUCAUCUCUCCGACAUUGCGUUAGAAGCCAUCGCUGCAGUCGCUAAGCUAAGGACUUUCAGGACAGAGGGUAACAACCAACUAACAGACAACAGCUGGAAGGCUUUGUGCAGCAGCUCUCAAGGUCUCCGCAGACUCCACGCUGCAGAAUGCUCCAGAAUGACUGACGCCAGCCUGAAAUCUGUGGCCAGCCUCAAGAACCUGCACCACCUGGACAUCUCACUUUGUAACAAGGUGAGUGAUACUGGGAUACAGUAUCUGACAGAAGGCUCUUCAUCCACCAAACUGAGAGAGCUGAAUGUCAGUUACUGCUGUCACAUCACUGACAUAUCUGUCAUGAUGAUUGCACAAAGGUUGUGUGAACUUUACCAUCUCAACUUGAGUUAUUGUAAGAGUCUGACUGAUAUGAGUCUGGAGUGGCUGAGUGGAAGCUCUGUCUGCUCUCUUGAUAUCAGCGGUUGCAACAUCCAGGAUCAGGGCCUGGCAGCUCUUGAAGGAAUUCGCUUGAAGAAGUUAAAUGUUUCCCAGUGCGUCUAUAUCACCGAUAUUGGCAUGGAGAAGCUGUGCAAGAACGUGAGAGAUCUAGAACAUGUUGAUGUGUCUCACUGUGUAGCUCUGUCAGACCCGGCCAUCAGAGCCAUUUCAUUUUACUGCAGAAGUCUAGUCACGCUGCGGAUGUCGGGGUGUGCGAAGAUGACAGAUUUGGCAGUGCAGUAUCUGACAAGUGGAUCUCAGUACCUGCGAGAACUUGAUGUGAGUGGCUGCGUUUAUCUCACGGAUCGCAGUCUCCGACACAUAGAGAGGAUCUGCCCUCCACUCUGCUCCAUCACUAUGGCCUGCUGCAGCAGCAUCUCAAAGGUGGCCGCCCUAAAGCUUCAGCCACGUGUAAAGCACUGGGAGCACAGCAAUGAUGACCCUCCAUGGUUUGGAUACAACAAUCACAAGACCUAUCAAGACAGAUGACACCUAGGAACAGGUGGAACAGCACUCAGUGAUGACACGAGCAGCAAGUACAGAGAGAUAAACAGAUCUAAUUGAAGAAUUAGAGCCCACAGCAAUCACAGCCACCAUCCUUUUUGGGACAUUAUUUAAAACCUAUUAAGAGCAUCUAAACUAAGUAUUUUAUGAAACCCAUAAGAUAAUCCACUGUAAGGUUCUUUCUUGGCCAAUUAACCUUCUACCGAGUUUCAUGAAAAUUGGACCAGCACCAAACCAAAAACAUAACCUCGCUGGCAGAGGUAAAAUUACAAAUAUACUGGUCAAAAAUCUAUUAAAACAUUCCUGUCUGGAUUGACAGAUGCAGUUUCAAUGCUGCAUCGACACUUUGUAUUUUGUCAGAUGUUGACAGGAGAAAGUCCUGUGCUCUCAGAGUUUGAUGCACUAGAACCCUUCUUGCUACAGUUUUGGAUCCUUUAGUAUUCCAGUUCCCUGUAAUUAUAUUGUUUUUACCUGUGGUAUAUUUUUCGUUUAUACAAAAAUCCUAACUGUGUAUCACUCCACAUUCUAAAAGAAGUUGGUGGAUGUUGUUCAAAGCUUAAAAGCAAAAAUAUUUUAGUUUUGGUUCAGAUAUAUUUCUUAGAUGGUCUCACUCAGUGAGAAACUGGCUUUGUUUUAAAAUUAUGAAAUCAAGAUUGAGAACAAAUUAGUUUUAAAAUUACAUGUAUACAAUUUAUGCUGAACAUAAACUAUCAUUAGAUGAUUUAGUAACGGCCCGUCCACACUACAGCUUCAAAAAAAGCUUGCCGGCGGGCGUGUCUGAAGCUCGACCAACAGCC
This is a messenger RNA of Notothenia coriiceps (black rockcod), 3448 nucleotides long. RefSeq names its product F-box and leucine-rich repeat protein 13 (gene fbxl13). Gene Ontology annotation, cellular component: SCF ubiquitin ligase complex. The transcript is spliced from 21 exons. Gene Ontology annotation, biological process: SCF-dependent proteasomal ubiquitin-dependent protein catabolic process. The record is from RefSeq and is a predicted model, not a curated record. The coding region runs from base 555 to 2636 and encodes 693 amino acids. Gene Ontology annotation, molecular function: protein binding. NCBI's taxonomy places the organism in Eukaryota, Metazoa, Chordata, Actinopteri, Perciformes, Nototheniidae.